UCAAUUACGAAGGCCGAUUUCCUCAUGCGGUGACCCACACAGGGGCUUCUCAAAGAUGAGCCCCUUUUCUUCAUUUCCUUGGGGAAUGAAACCCAUGAUCUUCAGUUCCUCAGAGAAGUGAAAGUAGCAACAGGAAUCCAGUAAUUCCUGUUAUCUGCAGGCUUUAUAAGCCAGCGAGCCUGAGGAGGUGGCCUGCACCCCGCGCCAGACGCCGCUGUCCUCGCGAAGCCAGAGCCGCACCAGGAUGCCUCGGCUGCUGGCCUUCCAGCUGCUUCUCCUCCUUUCCAUCAGCAGCGCCCUGGCCCUGAGGCUCUGCUCCUUUAAUGUGAGGUCCUUUGGGGAAGCCAAGAAGGAAAACAAGAAUGCCAUGGAUGUCAUCACAAAGGUCAUCAAACGCUGUGAUAUCAUACUCCUCAUGGAAAUCAAGGACAGCAACAACAUGAUCUGUCCCACACUGAUGGAGAGACUAAAUGGAAAUUCAAGAAGAGGCAUAAUGUACAACUAUGUGAUUAGCUCUCGGCUUGGAAGAAACACAUAUAAAGAACAGUAUGCCUUUCUCUACAAGGAAAAGCUAGUGUCUGUGAAAAAAAGCUACCUCUACCAUGACUAUCAGGCUGGAGACGCAGAUGUGUUUUCCAGGGAACCCUUUGUUGUCUGGUUCCAGUCACCCUACACUGUCGUCAAGGAUUUCGUGAUUGUGCCCCUGCACACGACCCCUGAGACCUCUAUGAAAGAGAUUGACGAGCUGGCUGAUGUCUACUGGGACGUGAAACGCCGCUGGAAGACGGAGAAUUUCAUUUUCAUGGGUGACUUCAACGCUGGCUGUAGCUAUGUCCCCAAGAAGGCCUGGAAGAACAUCCGCUUGAGGACUGACCCCGAGUUCGUUUGGCUGAUAGGGGACCAAGAGGACACCACUGUCAAGAGGAGCACUAGCUGUGCAUAUGACAGGAUCGUGCUUAGAGGACAAGAGAUCAUCAGCUCCAUUGUCCCCAAAUCAAACAGCACCUUUAACUUCCAGAAAGCUUAUGAGUUGACCGAAGAGGAGGCCUUGGAUGUCAGUGACCACUUUCCAGUUGAAUUUAAACUACAGUCUUCAAGGGCCUUCACCAACAGAAAGAAAUCUAUCUCUCCAAAGAAGAAAAAGGCCCAUCGCUCCUAGAUCCAAGGGUGCCAUUAUAGUAACCAUUUCUUGCCUCUAAAUAAAACAGGUCUAAGAGAUAUGAGCUGCGCCUGCACUCAGGAAACAAGACUGGUCCAACGGCUUUCAUUCUCCACUUGAAUUUAAUCUGUCUUGAGUUGGGGCACCUGGGUGGCUCAGUCGGUUAAGUGUCUGCCUUUGGCUCAGGUCAUGAACCCAGGGUCCUGGGAUCGAGUCCCGCAUCGGGCUCCCUGCUCAGUGGGGAGCCGGCUUCUGCUGC
This is a messenger RNA of Ailuropoda melanoleuca (giant panda), 1418 nucleotides long. It is a transcript of the gene DNASE1L3, whose product is annotated as deoxyribonuclease 1L3. The record is from RefSeq and is a predicted model, not a curated record. Gene Ontology annotation, cellular component: nucleus. Lineage: Eukaryota; Metazoa; Chordata; Mammalia; Carnivora; Ursidae. The transcript is spliced from 8 exons. Gene Ontology annotation, molecular function: deoxyribonuclease I activity; DNA binding. Gene Ontology annotation, biological process: programmed cell death involved in cell development; apoptotic DNA fragmentation. The coding region runs from base 245 to 1159 and encodes 304 amino acids.